Messenger RNA from Ectocarpus sp. CCAP 1310/34, 726 nucleotides. The record is from the annotation of a GenBank genome assembly. Lineage: Eukaryota; Phaeophyceae; Ectocarpales; Ectocarpaceae.
CGCUCUCCUCCUCCUUCUACUGUUCAUGAGAUCGCUUGCCGGGACUGGCCACCGCGUCGCUUCUUCCCUUCUGUUCGCGAGGAGUAGUACCUUCCUCCCCACUAGCAGCCGCCUCGUGCGGCCCACACCGCCUCCUGCCAACCUCGUGCUCAAGUGCUCCUGGUCCAAGAGGCCGAACAAGAUGGACUUCCGCGUGGCGACGUACAACAUCCUCUGCAGCCACCUGGCGGAGCCGACCCGGUUCCCUCAGUGCAGCCCUAGGAACUUGGAUGGCCCUACCCGGUUGAAGAGGGUCAAGCACAAGCUGGAUGCGGAGGAGGGACGGGCACAGUCUCAGUAUUCGCACAUGUGCACAAAACGAACAAAACUCGUUCCUGGCCAGAUACAUGUCUCUCUCCUCUCCUGUACAAUUUUAGAGCGGAGCUAUUUACCCGCCACCCCACGCCAUCACACGGUUACGGUUUUGAAGAGCGUAAUCGUACCGCCGCUAGAGUACGCCGGAGAAGUAUGGGAAGGAAAUAAGAAGGUAGUGAAAGAACUCGAGGCGGCGCAGAUGAAAGCAGCGAAAAUCAUCCUAGGAUGCUCCACGCGCACAAGUAAUGCAGCCGUGAGGGCAGAAUUGGGGAUCCAAUCCCUACGGUCGGGAAGAGACGCGAGGAAGCUGACCUGGCAGUAUCGCAUGUGCGGGAUGGGAGAGGAGAGGUUGCCGAGGAUUGUAUGGGAGGC